AUGAAACGUAAAGGCGGAUUAUUGAAUUUUUGGGCAGACAAUAUCAAACCACCAGCAUCUCCAAGAAACAAUACAUCUGCUGAACAAACGUCCAUUUCUCCGUCGUCUCCGAAACCAUCUUCCGAUGUUGUUACUUCCUCAUCUUCGUCUGACAUUUCGUCUUUAACAUCUUCGUCAUCCACAUCGGCAGUCAGUCCAAAAAUCGGUGCUAAACCUUCCUUCAAAAUGCCAGCUCAACAACAACGUACAAAAGAAUUAAAUGAAGAUCAACAGCGUCAAAGAAAUAAUCAUUCUGCAUUAGAAUCUGCUUUAAACAAAAUUGUGGAAGAUCAUCCAGACGUUGCUCAAACUGUGAAACGAUUUCGUCGAGAUGAAUCACAUAGACCAUCGUUAGAAGCUGAUGAAACGGCAUUACAUCAAACGAUAUUGGAAAUAACAACACCGUAUGCGUCAGCCGAUGAUCGUCGACGAACAGAAACAUUAUGUAGUAUUAAAACAUUAGAUGAUCUUUGUAAUGAAUUAAAUAAACGUGGAUUUCAACUCAGUCCCCAAUUAUUUUUACCUGCCGCUUUUGAUUUUAGGAAAAAGACAGGUUCACACUGUGCCAGUGAAAUUAGUUCAAGCACAAAACACGGGACGAAAACAACAUUCGGACACAAAAGUUCGGACGAUAUGAUACGAGAUAGUGGUACGAAAGAUCAAAAAAUGAGGAUAAAUGAUAGAACAUUAUGA
Didymodactylos carnosus is the source of this 732-nucleotide messenger RNA. NCBI's taxonomy places the organism in Eukaryota, Metazoa, Rotifera, Eurotatoria, Philodinida, Philodinidae. The record is from the annotation of a GenBank genome assembly.